Molecule: messenger RNA, 2637 nt
Organism: Exophiala oligosperma
Lineage: Eukaryota; Fungi; Ascomycota; Eurotiomycetes; Chaetothyriales; Herpotrichiellaceae
Exons: 3
Coding region: 106-2454 (782 amino acids)
Biological process (GO): tRNA export from nucleus; protein phosphorylation
Cellular component (GO): cytoplasm
Molecular function (GO): ATP binding; protein kinase activity
Source: RefSeq, a predicted model, not a curated record
CUGAACUAUUCAGCAGUCCAUCCUCCUGACCAGCUAAUUACUGCCGAUUGUACUCCGUACUGCCGUCCUCGAUCCGCUUUGCUCAUCACCAGCGCAUGGCCGUUCAUGGACUUUCUCAAAUCCGCAGUCGCCUCUGCCAUCGCAAAGUCCAGUUCCUUCCCAGUCACCAUCGGAGACAGAAUUGACGCGGGAGAAUCGAUAUGGAGCGUACAUAACGCUGUCAAGAAGGAUGACAACACUCCCUGCUCCCUUUUCACCUUUGAUAUCAACAAAGACAAAGCACGAUUACCCUUAGCGAAGAAUGCAGCCCGGAAAUUGCGAACACUGCGACACCCCGGGGUCAUAAGAGUCAUAGAUGUGGUCGAGAAUGAAACGAACAUCUACAUAAUCACAGAAAAGGUUACACCGCUGAGCUGGCACAUAAAGCGCAAGAGUCUGAGCGAGGAGACCAUAAAAUGGGGGCUGUACAGCAUUUCUUCUACCCUGAAGUUUAUCAACAGUGACGCUUCAUCCGUUCACGGCGCCGUUCGUGUCUCUUCGGUAUACACCAGCGAAAGCGGAGAGUGGAAACUUGGCGGCUUUGAGUUAUUGAGUUCCAUGAACGAGGACGAUGCCAUCAUCUAUACAUAUGGCAGUCUGCUACCAGAUUCUAAUCGAUAUGCACCUCCUGAAGUGGCCAACGGCGGCUGGUCCACCAUCAAAAAGAACCCUCUUGGAGCGCCGGACGCCUAUGGCUUGGGUAUCUUGGUAUUUGAAGCUUUCAAUGGCAGUUUCAUGGGCAAUGAUCAACUCGGCCAACCCAGAAGCAUUCCUGCCAACAUGGUUCAAAGUUAUCGAAGGCUUGUCAAUGCAAAUCCCAAGCUAAGGCUCGUUGCAAGCCAUUUCGUCGACCAGGGAAAGAAAACUGGAGGCUUUUUCGAGACCCCUCUCAUCCACAUCACGGAAGGGGCUGACAGCCUAGGGUUGAAGAGCGAAGAAGAAAGGGACCAAUUCCUGGCCGAACUUGACGAGCUUACAGAUGACUUCCCGGAAGACUUUUUCAAGAUGAAGAUUCUGCCCGAGCUGCUGAAAUCGGUCGAAUUCGGUGGUGGAGGACCAGGAGUAUUUGGUGCAAUCAUGAAAAUUGGACUGAAAAUGUCGGAUGACGAGUUCGAAUCCAGACUCGGGCCUGUCAUUAUUCGCCUCUUCAACAGUCCCGAUCGUGCCAUGAGGGUGUGUCUACUGGAUAACCUACCUCUGAUGAUCGACAGAAUAUCACAGAAAGAUAUCAAUGGCAAGAUUUGGCCUGCCAUAACAACUGGAUUCACCGACACUGCACCUAUUGUCAGGGAGCAAACAGUCAAAGGCGUUCUGUCAGUCAUAUCGAAAUUGUCUGACCGCAUCAUCAAUGGGGAGCUCUUGCGAUUUUUAGCCAAAACUGCAAAUGAUGAACAGCCUGGUAUCCGUACAAACACCACAAUCUGUCUCGGCAAGAUCGCGAGGAAUCUUGGGGGAAGUUCCAGGUCCAAAGUGCUCAUUGCUGCCUUUACACGAGCUCUGAGAGACCCUUUUGUACAUGCGAGAAAUGCUGCCCUGAUGGCGCUGAAUGCAACAAUCGAUGUUUUCACCGACGAUGAUUGUGCUACAAAGAUCCUUCCGGUCAUCUGUACGAUGCUUGUGGACAAGGAGAAACUGGUUCGGGAUCAAGCGAACAAGGCACUCGACAUUUACCUCCAUCGGGUACGAAAAUUUGCUUCUACAAUGCCAGACAGCGUCCUGCCGCCCGGAGGAGCUGCUGCCACAGCAGCGCCCUCGGCCCCUGCGAGGAUGGGAAACCAAAAUGAUACUGGUUGGGCAGGAUGGGCGAUAUCUUCAUUCACGAACAAGCUAGCUGGUGCGCGAGGAGAAAUGGCUCCCACAGGCACGACAAAUGGAUCAGCCUUGACACAGACACAGUCGCUACCUGCCUCCGGCCGGGCCACUCCAAGUAUAAACGUUGCGCCUGGUAAACCGAUCUCUUCACCCAAGCCCCUACAGCCUCACACGGCUAGAAGCUCCACGUCGCAACCACCCGACAUGUUUGAGGAAGAUGUUAUGGAUGCUUGGGGCACUAUGGACGAUGAGGGGGAUAGCUUCUUCGAUGCGUCCUCUAAUCGCGCAGCGAAGCCGUCCAGCCCUGGACCUGCAGCGGCUUUUGAUGAUGGAGGGGAACCAGAUUUCGCAGGAUGGCUGGCUGCACAGUCGAAAGCUAAAUCUCAAAAGCAAUUGCCCAGAGGCCUGAACAAGACGACAGCCAGCGGUGGCACUCUGGGUGUUCGACCAUCAGGGCCUCCAAGAAGUGUAUCGGCAGGAGUCGCCGCCACCUCCAAACGGCCAGCAGCCGCCGCUGUUGUGAAAAAGGAGGUAAUCAAGGAGGUCCCUAAACCGAAGGAACCGGAUGUGAACGAUGAGGACUGGGGUGCUGAUUGGGAAUGACCAUAGUCCUUUUCAAAGACAACGACAAGAAAACGUCUGCUGCAUAUUAGCGUUGGGUGUCCAAUCAGAAGGGAGCGCAUAUGAGCAUGUUAGACACGAGCAAGGCGUUGGGAGUAGUUCUGAUUGUAUGUACAACGUUCGAUUGUUCUUUAUAUACGGUCACAACAUCAUGGCAACAUCAUG